UUUGCAGUGUCCCGCUGUGAGUCUCCUGCCGGUUCGAGCAUGGAGGAGUUGGCCAGAGAGAGCAUCAGUCUUCUGGCUUCGGCUUCGGCCAAGCCACCCCUGGACGUAGGGCCUCGGCUGGGCUCUCUGGGGGCCAUUUUCAUCAUGCUUAAGUCCGCUCUGGGCGCGGGGCUCCUCAACUUCCCCUGGGCCUUCGAGAGAGCCGGGGGGAUCCACAGCGCAGUCACCGUGGAACUGAUCUCCCUCGUGUUCCUGAUCAGUGGCCUGAUUAUCCUGGGCUUUUCCUCCUCCAUUAGUGGUCAGUGCACCUACCAGGCGGUGGUGAAGGAGGUUUGUGGGCCGGCCAUUGGCCAGCUGUGUGAGGUCUGCUUCGUCUUCAACCUCUUCAUGAUUUCUGUGGCCUUUCUGGUCAUAGUGGAUGACCAGCUGGAAAAGUUGUGCGACUCCCUGUACGAGCUGGUAGCCAAUCUUCCGGAGCCGGAGAUGCCAUACCACUUCUACACAGGUCGGCGCUUCGCCUUAGUGUUGCUCUGUUUCUUCCUCAUCCUGCCGCUGUCCCUCUCCAAGGAGAUCAGCAUUCAGAAAUACAUCAGUGUUCUGGGCACUUUGGCUGCGACCUACCUGACCACAGCCAUCAUCAUCAAAUACCAUACCAUGCCUUCUGUUCUGUUUCACAGCAGCCCUCUCCACACCAAUGGGAUCAGCUCCUGGGCCGCCAUGUUCAGUGUCAUCCCGACCAUCUGCUUUGGUUUCCAAUGUCACGAGGCGUCUAUCGCCAUCUACAGCAGCCUGGAGAACCAGCGGCUCUCUCACUGGGUCUUCAUCUCUGUGGUCUCCAUGAUCUUCUGCUUCAUCAUUUACUCCCUCACAGGGGUUUAUGGGUACCUGUCGUUUGGAAAGGAUGUGAGGCCUGACAUUUUAAUGUCAUACGCCAGCAGUGACGUCCUGAUGCUCGUCGUGAGGCUGCUGUUUGGCAUCUCUAUCAUCACCAUCUAUCCCAUCACCCUGCUGCUCGGCAGAUCAGUGAUCCAGGACCCGCUGCUGAGCUGGAGACAGAAGCGUUGUGGCGUGGUGACGGCGGGCUUUGAAAGCCGCAGCCGCUACGUGCUGACGGUCCUGUGGAUAACCGUGACGCUGCUCAUCGCUGUGUUUGUGCCAGACAUCAGCAAGGUCAUCAGCGUCAUCGGAGGGAUCAGCGCGUUUUUCAUCUUUAUCUUCCCAGGGCUCUGUUUGAUGUUUGCCAUGCAGUCAGAGCCAGUAUCCUGUAAGACCAGAGUCAUCUUCACAGUCUGGGGGGUGGUGACCCUGAUCUGCGGUGCCUUCAUAUUCGGCCAGAGCACCACCAUCGCUGUUCUGCAGCUCCUUGGAAAGAUCUGACUCCUCCAUCUCCUUUCGUGGUCCUAAACAGACGGUGGUGAAUAAAUCUGAACUCUCCUAUCCCCUGAAGAACCUGUGGUGAGUUAUGGCUCUUUAACAACAUGUGGACACGAGCCCCAAACAGUGAAGCAGCCCUUCAAAACUCGCAGGUUAAGGCAUUUAAUGGACUGAACUCAGCAAUCCUGCCUCUUUACUCAAAGUACAGGAUGUUACUUUCACUUUUAAUUUUAUUCUUUGUUGCUAUGUGAUUACCUCUGUCUGUACCUCCUGCCGUGCUGACAUCUGACUGAAAUCCUCAGGUAUUUUCUGCAGUUUGUGCAUACAGUCCUACAGCACGCUGCCCCUAUCAGUUUAAAGCUCUGAAUUAUAGAGCUUCAUACUGAUAGUUGCAGAGUCCUAUAAACCUGGCACAUAGCACCUUUUUAGUGCAAUAGUGCAACAUAAAUAAUCAAGUGACAUUAAAACUUUAAAGAUAUUAUCAUACAGUCCAAAUGGUAUGUAUUAGGGAGACAUGCCCUCUUUUUGAAUGAUAAAUCUUUUUCAUCAUUUCCUGUGUGCGUGUUACUGCUUAUAUGUGAAAUGGAAGGCCUGUUGUGGAGCCAUAAAACACUGAGAUGAUGGGGUGGCUUGAAGUUGCAACAUUUUUUGGGGAGAGAGGAUAAUUUUACAUUUCUGUACAUGAAUAUUUGUUUUUUAGAAUGUAAAUAGGUCGUUUUUUAAAUGUCUUUAAAGA
Messenger RNA from Archocentrus centrarchus (flier cichlid), 2110 nucleotides. RefSeq names its product solute carrier family 38 member 8a (gene slc38a8a). The transcript has 10 exons. The coding region runs from base 40 to 1377 and encodes 445 amino acids. Gene Ontology annotation, molecular function: L-amino acid transmembrane transporter activity. The record is from RefSeq and is a predicted model, not a curated record. Lineage: Eukaryota; Metazoa; Chordata; Actinopteri; Cichliformes; Cichlidae. Gene Ontology annotation, biological process: amino acid transmembrane transport. Gene Ontology annotation, cellular component: membrane.